CCAACCUUGGCGAACAGGUGUUGCGGUGUUGCGAUUGACCCGGGCGCCAUGGGACCGCCAUGAUGCUUACCACGAUUGGUGCCCCACUGGCGCCAGUGCCGGAAAAGAAUGCGGGCAGCGCUGGCCUGCACGUAGCAUCCACUGUGUCAGGCGAGCGGAGACCACGUCCGCAGCUCCCACCAGUUCUGGAAGGCGAUGUUCCUGUGUGCAAAUCCCCGGAAGCCAGCUCACCUUCGGCAGCCAGCAUAAGUGCUGAGCCCUUGCGUGUGGAAGCUUGGCCCUCCGAUAGCGAAGCCAGCGCCAGCGAGUCCGCGGUGAGCAUUGCCGAGUCCAAUGCGCUCAGCGUUAGCGCCCGCUCGCUCCGGCGCAUGACGGAGCCCAACGUGCCGUACAAUGACGGCCGCAAGAAGAGCCCAAGAAGCUCACUGCUGAACAAGCUGAAUUCGGUGUCAAAGAGAUCAGCGGUGGAGAGCAAAUCAAGCCUGGGAGCCACACGCACAGAGUCCAUCCCGGAUGAGCGCAACCUGCAUCGUUCCACCACGCAGACCGAAAGAAAUAUGAGGCGUGCUGCUUCUGCGCCACCCCAGUCGCUGCGCGACAUGAGCGCGGAGAGCACGUUCUCAGGCUUGCCGGGCAGUCGCAAGCAGCUGUCCACUGGGGAGCAUGCCACGCCGCCCCGGGAGCAACGGCGCAGCGUCACCGGCUUCAACGAACGAAGUUCGAUGUCAGGCAAGCUGAAGGUCAACUUGCCCUCCCGACCGGCUUCUGCCAGCCGGGAAUCCAGCAUGGCAGCAUCGGCCUCCGUACCGCGGCUGCCCUCGCAGCGAAACAGCAAGCUGGAGACAUUCCGCGCGCAGCGCAGCGCCGCACCGCACUUGCGCAUGGCGCUGAGCGAGGACGUGAAGGAUGCCUUCCGCAGGGCCCUGCUGCAAGGCACCUACCAGCCCCGCUGCGCCAAGCUGGGCUUUGUUGGGCCUGCGCGUGCGGGCAAGACCUCCACGCUGCGGGCGCUGUCCGGCUUGCCGCUCAGGGCGGAAGAAGAGACGACUCCUGGCCUAGCCUGCUGGGCGCUCUCUCAGGAGUUGCUCUCCGCAGCGCCUGGGCACCGCUGGCAGCUGCAGGAGCAAGGAGCUGCUAGCACUGCGAGAUGGGACCGGGGUGUGGCAAAGUAUGUGGCUGACAUGGUGCGCCAGACUGCCUCCGGGCAAGCGAGCGGUGUCAAACCAGCUUCAUGCAGCGACACCCUCGAUCCGGGUGUGAUGAAGCGGAUGCCGGUUGACCUUAUCGCCAGGCGUCUCGGCGAGACGAAGAACGGCAGCCCCUCACAGGAUGAGAAGACCGUGGUCCUUGAGGCCUACGAUUUUGGAGGGCAAGAGGUGUAUUAUGCUAUGCACCAUCUCUUUUUGAGCGACUACGGCAUCUACUUAGCUUGUGUCGACCUCUCGGCUUUGAGACUCUCAAUGGAGGCAGAGUGGACGGAGAGCUCCAAUGAUGAGCUUGAGGAAGGCGAUAAGUCUACACAGACCUGGGAUGCGCUGGAGUGGUGGCUUGCGUCUAUUGUGGUGCAUGCGCCCAAUUCUCCCGUGGCCAUUGUGGGCACGCACGAUGACUGCUUGGCCCCAUCCUCGCGGCUGAGCGUGCACACGGAGGUGCACGAGCGCAUUGAGGCCUUCUGCAAAAAGCUGCCAGAGCUGAAUGAGCGGCUCCACAUCAACGAGCCUGGCCAAUUGUGCUUCUUCCCCAUCGACAACUCGGGCACGGAUGGAGGUUCGUCUGUCGGGCGGCUGCAGGCAGCAGUGGAAGACAUGGUCUCCAAGCUCAUGCAAGGUGCUCUUGGCAAGCCCAUCCCUUUGCGCUGGAGUCACUUUUGGGCUUGGAUGCAAAGGACCAGCAGCAACAGUAUCCAAGGCCCCUUGAUCGAAGUGGAAGACCUGUGGAAGCGCUCGCAGAAAUACGGCUUCGAGUCACAAGCCGAGCUGCAAGGCUUCUUGAAGCAUUUUCAUGGCCUGGGGAUGUUGCUUCACUUCCCGGAGGUGGAGGAGCUUCGUUACUUGGUUUGCCUCAAGCCUGCCUGGGUUGGAGAGGCUGCAGCUGCUGUGCUGACCGCCAAAGACAAGGUCUUCCAGGGGUGCGUCCGGCAAUGCGCAGAGCUCCGCGAGAAAGGCCUGCUCCAUACGCAGCUGCUGUCAGCCGUUUGGCGUACCAGGCCCUUCGCAAAGUACAACCAGCAGCUGGUAGGCCUUCUGCAGGCCCUAGACCUGCUGCUGGCCUGGGGCCACGACAAGCAGACCCAACAGCAGACACCCAGGGGCCCGGGCCGCCACGCGGAUGUGCAGAAGCUCUUUCUGGUGCCCUCGCAGUUGCCGCGGCGGCAGCGUGAAGAAGUAGAGGCUGCCAGCCAGGAUGCCGUGGUGUUGUACCUCGACUUCCACGGCCUGCUUCGACGCCUGCUGCCGACGCUGAUUCCGCGUUUGCUUUGCAGCUUGAGCAGGGUCGAAUCCGGCGUGCAGAUCCUUUCCAUUUACGCCAAUUAUGCACGCUUCGCCAUCUCCACCCAGGGACAGGCACGUGGCGACUCCCUGCGAUCUUCGGGGGGUCGGCGGACCAUGUCGAUGCUGCUGGUUUCUGUGCAGCCCUGUGGGGAGUUCUUGCGCUGCUGCCUGCGGCCUCGGCGCGGGGCCGAGGCACGGCUGUCCUUCAAGCACGUGGUCUGGCUCUUGCACAGCUUUCGGGAUGCCGUUGCUGCAUGGAUGCCGAGGAUCAGCUUCAGGGCUGGCAUCCGCUGCCCCACCUGCACUGCCGGCCACGCCCAUGUGCUGGACCUGCACUCCCUCCUACGUGAGGAGGACCUGGUGGUCUGCACCAGGUCCGGUGACUUGGUGGAAGAUCUGCCCAGCUGGCUUCUGGACUGGCGCCAGCACCAUCAACAUCGCCAGCAGCCUAGCUCGCCGCGUGCGAGAGAGGAGGAGCCUGACUCCAAGAAGCAAAGUACAAGCAGCGCGAGACCUCCGGGCGAGGUGGCGCUGCAGCUGGAGUACCUCUACGCCUCACCUUUGGACCUCGCACCUCUGGACAUCCGAACGGAGAUCGAAGCGUUGGCCGCCAUCCCAGGGCUUCAGCUUACUGUGCGCACAGCGACCACCGAAACGUUAGCGGAGGUGUGGAGGACGGAGCGUGGCUCCAGUGUGCGCGUGCUGGUGCUCGCUGCACACUGUGCAGUCUCGGCCCUGGCACAGCCCUCGCUGAUGCUGGAGGACAACGUGGGCCAUGCCCACGUUUUGGGGUCGCGUGACUUAGACGACCUCAUUGCACUGAAUGGCCCGGAGGUGGCCGCAGGUGGAAAGCCCAGUGCCUUUGAUGUGGUGCUGGUGGACGCCUGCCACUCGGAGGCCUUGGCACGGCGCUUCGUAGAAGACGGCGCGGGCUGUGCUGUGGGCUGUGCCGGUGAGAUCUUUGAUGCUGCGGCCAGGGAGUUUCUUCGCAUCUUCUUGCGCUCAUUGGCCGCUGCCGCGGUUCCCGUGGCAGCUGGGAGCACUGGUGCCACCAGCGCCGCAGCCGCAGCCUUCCUGGCAGCACAGCGAGCAGUGCGGCUGUCCCCACAGCCGGGGCUGCGCUCGGAGGCGGAACGCUUCUGCUUCGUGCCGGAGCUGCCCGCCUGUGGGGAGCCGCGGUUGCCAGCAGCGCUGAAGAGCUCCGGCGAGCAGUUAUUCAGCCAUCUUCCACCUGCAGUUGAGGACUUUGUCGGUAGAGGCUCGACAAUGUCUGCUGUGGCUACCGCAUUCCUGCGACAGCGAAGAGUGGUGUGGCUGCACGGAAAGGCGGGCAUCGGCAAAUCGGCUUUGGUCUCCGAGUUCUGCCGCUUCUAUGCCAUGCCUGGGGACAGGCUCUUCUCCCCACGCCGCGUCUUUGUGCCCGACGAGGCCGAGGCCGCUGCGGGUGCCGCAACCCGUGGAGGCGCGCGGCUGCUGCGUCUGUCUGGCCUGGGCCCAGCGGUGGCGCUGCAACGACUCCGCGAUGCUUUGCGAGGCUCAGUUCUGCUGCUGGCUUUGGACGGGGUUGAUGAGAGCUUUGCACUUGAGGAUGGGCAGGCAGAGGAGCUGUGGAAGUGCCUUGGCGAGGCCUUGGCAGAGACCUCUCUCAAGGUGCUGCUAGCCUCGCGGUUCCCACGCUAUGACGCGCCCAUUCCCGGCAAGGUGGUUGCCAUAGAAGUACAGCCACUUUGCCGCGAGGACGCUUGCCUGCUGUUGGCCCGACGAGCGCACCGGCCGCUUUUCCAGCGUGACCUGGACAGCAGCAGCCGGCCCAACGGCGAGCCGCUGGCACUUACGCCACGGCGUCAGCUGCUGAAGCGCAUGGCUCAGCACCCGUUGGCUGCCGCCGUGGGUGGCGCGCCUGCGGACAUCAUUGCUGCAGCGUCGAAGGUCACGCCUCAGCUCACGUCGCUCUUCGCGCAUCCUUUGCUGCAGGAUGAACCAUCAGCACCAUGCGAAGAGUGACUUUGCAUACUCGCGGAUGCUCCAUUCUGUCCCGGCUUUGUGCGCUUAGAUUUUGUGGGUGGGGUGCCGGAUGGCAGGACCUUGGCUCAGCCCAGGGCCACCCACCAAGGCUUCUCAUACCCCAUCUGGAUUUCGCAGUAGGCUUGCCCGCUGUUCUUAUGAAGCCAGCCGAGCAUGUACAGUCUGCCUCGGGGCCAAGAUGGCAAAUGGCCAGCCAGAUUUUGCCGAAUUCAAGCCCUGACCUUGGGACCUUGGGACCUUGGGACCUUCGGACCUUCGGGUCAGGGCAACGCGCAGGCAGUUGGGCCGUGCAUCUCCGGAGCUGGGGCACGCCCGGAGGUUGGAGUUCUUGGUCUUUG
Messenger RNA from Effrenium voratum, 4855 nucleotides. Lineage: Eukaryota; Dinophyceae; Suessiales; Symbiodiniaceae. The record is from the annotation of a GenBank genome assembly.